Messenger RNA from Acipenser ruthenus (sterlet), 3186 nucleotides. RefSeq names its product general transcription factor IIH subunit 1-like. Lineage: Eukaryota; Metazoa; Chordata; Actinopteri; Acipenseriformes; Acipenseridae. Gene Ontology annotation, biological process: transcription by RNA polymerase I; transcription by RNA polymerase II; nucleotide-excision repair. The record is from RefSeq and is a predicted model, not a curated record. The transcript has 15 exons. Gene Ontology annotation, cellular component: transcription factor TFIIH core complex; transcription factor TFIIH holo complex. Bases 330 to 1976 code for a protein of 548 amino acids.
UCCCAGUUCCACAGAUUUGUUAGUUGGACCGUUUGUUUAACUGGGCCUAAUUGUUCCGCUCCUCUAGAUGUUUCCCGGCCGGAGCGGUUUGAAAGUGACAGCCGGCUGGGUGCUAAUGGAUGAGAAGGAGGGAGAGGUUUUCAAAUUGGAAAUGUGUCGCAAUUCUUAAAGAUUGGAAGAAUACUUGAGGCAGUACACGCUGGUAAAUGUGGUGUGCAGUAUCGGCAGAUUAACAGAGGUAAUUGUUAUUGUAUUAGGACAAGCGUGUUAGUGAGCAGGGAAGACUAAGGAAGACGAACAGCAAAGUUCAACUCAGGGCAGGCACCGCCAUGGCCACCUCGUCGGAGGAGGUCCUGCUCAUUGUGAAGCGGGUUCGACAGAAGAAGCAGGAUGGGGCUCUGUACCUCAUGGCGGAGAGGGUCGCCUGGGCGCCGGAGGGGAAGGACCGCUUCUCCGUCAGCCACCUGUAUGCGGACAUCCGCUGUCAGAAGAUCAGCCCUGAUGGGAAAUCCAAGAUCCAGCUGCAGCUGGUUCUGCACACGGGCGAGACGACCAACUUUCACUUCACCAACGAGAGCAGCGCCGUGAAGGACCGCGACGCAGCCAAGGACCUGCUGCAGCAGCUGCUGCCCAAGUUCAAGAGGAAAGCCAACAAGGAGCUAGAGGAGAAGAACAGAAUGCUCCAGGAGGACCCCUUGUUGUUCCAGCUCUAUAAGGACCUGGUGGUCAGUCAGGUGAUCAGCGCAGAGGAGUUCUGGACGAAUCGGGUCAGCAUGAACUCCGUCGACCACUCGCUGACCAACAGCAAGCAGGAAGUGGGCAUCUCCGCAGCCUUUCUGGCGGACGUUCGACCGCAGACUGAUGGCUGCAACGGUCUGAGAUACAACCUGACCUCUGAUAUCAUUGAAUCCAUAUUCAGGACCUAUCCUGCAGUCAAACAGAAGUACGGGGAGAACGUGCCCCACAAUCUGACGGAGAAGGAGUUCUGGACCCGGUUCUUUCAGUCCCACUAUUUCCACAGAGACCGGAUCAGCACCGGCUCGCAGGACCUCUUCGCAGAGUGUGGCAAGCUGGAUGAGCAAGGAUUGAAGUCCAUGGUUGGCCAAGGAGUGAGGAACCCAAUGGUUGAUCUGGUGUCAUUUGAAGACAAGUCACUGGAUGAGGGUUACGGUAUCUCCUCAGGGCCGUCCACCUCUGGUCACAACAAGACUUUGAAAGAGAACAGCAACGCGGCUAUCAUCAAACGCUUCAACCACCACAGUGCCAUGGUGCUGGCGACUGGACUGCACAAACAGGAUGCACAGAACGAGCAGAAUGGAGAGACGAGCAGUACGGAUGGAAACUCCAAGGAUUCAGACUUCUUCCAGCCGUCUGUGAAAAAGGUGAAGUUAAAAGAAUCUAUAGAAUAUGCAGACCUGGUGCAAGAGAAUGGAAGGAAAGCUGUUUCACUGAACCUCAAGAAGUCUGAUAGGUAUUCCCACGGUCCCACCCCUGUACAAUGCCAGCAGUAUGCAACCAGCCAGGACAUUAUUAACUCUGUCAACUGUAUUAGGCACGAAACGGCCAACUACACGCCAAGACUCACUCAGGUCCUCUCCAGCAGCACAGCGAGCACGGCCAUUGCAGCCCUGUCUCCGGGAGGAGUGCUCAUGCAAGGAGGAACACAACAAGCCAUAAACCAGAUGGUGCCGAACGACGCCCAGUGUGAGCUGAAGCACCUGUACGUGGCAGCGGGGGAGCUGCUUAGACACUUCUGGUCCUGCUUCCCUGUCAACACCCCUUUCCUGGAGGAGAAGGUGGUGAAAAUGAGGAGCAACCUGGAGCGGUUUCAGGUUACCAAGUUGUGUCCAUUCCAGGAAAAAAUGCAACGGCAAUACUUAAGUACAAAUCUAACGGGCCACUUGGAGGAAAUGCUGCAGACAGCAUACAACAAAUUCCACACGUGGCAGACGAGACGCAUGCUGAGGAAAACAUGAAGGGGUGCCAGCCGGGGGUGAGGAGGAGGAGGAGGAGGAGCUGCCGCCCUGGCAGCUAAAAGAGGCAGGUUGAGGAGAAUCCUGAGGGAAUGGAUUUGAGAAAUGGAAUCUUGCUAGGGUUCCCUUGGAAAUAAGAAGAAGUUUUCUCCUGAGGUUUGAACAACGAAGUGGAAUUGAACUAAAUAAAUAAAUAAAAAGUGGGGGUGAGGUGAGGGGGAUCUUUUAUGAAGCUCUUCGAGGAGUUCUGAAGACGUCAAACAACAAGAUGACCAAACGGAGAACCUGGAAUCGCAGAGCAGUGUUUUUACCGCAGGGACUCAGGAACUGCACAGAGUUUGCAUCGUUAGAGUGCUGCUAUAAUAAUAAUAAUCAUCAUUUUUAUUAUCGUUAUUGUUAUAAUGACUUAAAACAAUGUGUACAAUAAAAUGUGCUUGGGUCACUACAGGGUUUCACAUAGGCUUAAUGUUGAUUCAGAACAUGCUGCAUUUGCUGACAGUGUUAGGAUUCAUGGGCUAGUUUUUAUUAAGAGCAUAUUAAAAGUAUAAAAAAACUCAGCUUGUUUGAGUUUGAAGGCUCAGGAAAGACAUUAGACUAUUUUUGGUUUCACUGCCUAACGCACUUUCUCUAUGGGUGUACAGAGAUAUAUCAGAGGUGGAAAUAAGACUCCUUUUGCAGAGCAGUUCCACCCAUUCCAGGUUUUACUACAAGCUUGAUUAACCCCAGUGUACAGGUAACAAGGUCAGGUGUGUCUGAUUAAACCUAGUAAAACCAGGAAUGGAUUACACUGCUGUGCAAUGGGUAAAGAUUUAUGACUGCAUGCACAGCAGAUCAAAAAGGUGACGGGCGGGGGGAGGACUGUUAACUGUAAUGCGCGCUUGUUUGCUAAGAAACUUAAAUGAUACCUUUCUGCAUAAUAUCUGUCACGGUACACUAAGGAAAUAUUCUCAAUCAAGGAUACAGUCUAAGGUACCGGUGUUAGAAUCCGGGGGUGCAUGUAGACAUCUGUCUGCUGUCUGUGGCUCUUGGUCUGAAAUUCUCUGCGGUUGCACCACUAGACUGUCAUGGUGUGCCGGUUAUGUCGUUGUAGUACGACCCCCGACAACAGCUGAAAAUUGUGACCCAACAUUUUUUUUCAAUAUUUUUAUGUAUUUUCUCUGUGUGAAACUCAUUUGAGUCUGAAAACUAUGGAAUAAAAUUAAUUAAAAACCUA